UCUCCACCACCACAGUGAGAAUGCCCCAAAUGUUUCAGUGUACAACCCGUGUCAGGGGCAUAUUGGAACUUGGAACUUGUGAGGGACUGAGAGUCCCACAUUGCCCAUACACAAUUGAUAUCAUAAAGAAAACCUUGAAUAACAGCGUACGGUUGACAUACCCAAGAACCUUUGAAUCCGUUUCCACCAGGAUAACAUCAAAGCCUCUCUCCACAACACUAAUUAAGGCUGCACGUAAUGCCUCUGCCUCCGCCAUCAAACUAGAUUCACAUGCAACAUUUCCUACACCAUUAGUCGCUCUAAAAAUCCCUGCCAAAUCCCUUUCCACCCAACCAAAUCCUCCCAGUCCCUUUUUUUUUAUCCAAGCACCAUCAUUAUUAAACUUAGUCGUGCGAAAAGAAGGACAUACCCAAGUAGAAGGCAAUUCCAUUUCCACCCUUUCACACCGCCGUACCUCAACCGUCCGUGUGCCAUCAAUCUUUGGUAUAUCUUCCUGUAAGUUUGUGAGUGUCAAGGAGAACGACUUCUGUUUCUCACUCUAACCCAUGUUUCGGUUAUGGGUUAUCACGUGGAGAAGAUUAAGCUAUUACUUGGCUGAGAUUAAGAGUCCUAAUAACAUGCAACUAUAUUCGGUAAACCUUAUCAUGUUUUGACAAGAGUUCAGCAGCAAGUAGGACUAUUAUGAAACCCUAAUAAUAUCCGGGUAUCAGUUGAUAGGCCUGAUAUCAAGGAUGAAUGGCUAUAUAUUAGGAGGUCCCCGCACUCACAGCAUCAUCCAUUAUGAGGGAACCCUAUUCUAGCUGGAACUCUAGCCUGUUGAGUGUAGAAGAUCUCCUCUUCAUCCUUCUGUAGAAAUGUCGAGUUCUUCCUCAACUAUGACUUCUCUCAACUACUCUAACAUUGAAACCCUAACGGGUUCCAAUUACAAGAAAUGGAAGGAGGACUUGGAGAUAGCUCUUGGCAUGAUGGAUUUUGACUUGGCUCUAAGGGAGGACAAGCCUGCUGCACUGACUAAUGAAAGCACAACAGAACAAAAGUCGAAGUUUGCUCAAUGGGAGAAGGUAAACAGGAUGGCUCUUAUGAUUAUGAGAAGGUCCAUGACAAGCAGUGUGAAAGGUGGCAUUCUAAAGAGUGACAGUGCAAAAACAUUCUUUGACGCCAUAGGGAACAAGUUCAAAGAAUCUGAAAAAGCUGAAACUGGAAAUUUUCUCACUAAAUUGACAUCCAUGAAGUUCGAUGGUGUUGAAAGCAUAAGAGAACAUAUUCUGAAAAUGUAAGACAUUGCACAGAAGCUGAAAGACCUGGAGCAUCCAUUGACAUACCAGUUUUUGGUGAAUAUGGCACUGAAUUCCUUGCCUGCACAGUAUGGCCAGCUAAAGGUGUCGUACAACACUCAGAAAGCAACCUGGGAUAUUGAUGACUUAAUUUCCAUGUGUGCACAGGAAGAGUUGAGGCUGUCAACUGAUAAAGUGGAGACUGUGAACUUUGUUCACAAUGCAAAGGGCAAACAUGUUGCUGUUGAUCAGUCAUCUGUGACUGCUGGUAAGUAGAAGAAAAAUUCAACCUUUUCUUCUUUUAAAAAUACUAAUCCUCUUAAACGAUCUCAAAAAUUUAAAGUCACAACUGAAGCUCCAAAGCCUUGUUAUUUCUGCAAAGAAGUUGGUCAUCUAAGGAAAAUUGCAUUGGUUUUAAAAACUGGCUGGUUAAGAAAGGGCUGCUCAAAACUAAAGGAGAGAAAUAAUGAGAUUUACAAUGUUUUCGUUGGGAAUGGGAGCAAGGUAGCAGUCGAGUCUAUUGGCAAUGUUUCAUUAAAGCUUUCUUCUGGUUUCAUUUUGUUUUUAAGUCCAGUACUCUAUGUACCUUCUAUGAGAAGGAAUUCGAUUUCAGCUUCUAAGUUAGUUAAAUCAGGUUAUACUUUUGUUGGUGACAAUGAAAGUGUAAGA
Malus domestica (apple) is the source of this 1943-nucleotide messenger RNA. RefSeq lists its product as uncharacterized. Lineage: Eukaryota; Viridiplantae; Streptophyta; Magnoliopsida; Rosales; Rosaceae. The record is from RefSeq and is a predicted model, not a curated record.